UGAAGAGUGGGUUGAUGGUGGCCAGGGAGGAGGCUGGGUGAGUGCUGAUGAUGAACUUUCAUAUGAAAAUCGAUUCCCUGUGCACAUCAUGGAGAGCCAGGGAGGUACAGCAAAUAAAGAAGAAUCAGGAAGACAAAGGGACCCCACAUCAUUGUGUAGAAACAUCUCUGAAACUGUAGGUCAAGAACACAAUAUAGGGUUGUCUGCCAGAGCAGAUGAUUCAGACCCUAAUGCCUUGGAUUCACAAACAUUGGCAGAAUCACAGGGGGGAGUUGGGCUUGAAUCGGAUCUUUUUGCAGAAUCACAGGGGGGAGUUGGGCUUGAAUCGGAUCUUUUUGCAGAAUCCCAGGGGGGAGUUGAGGUUGAAUCGGAUCCUUUUGCCCAAUCACAGGGAGGAGUUGAGGUUGAAUCUGAUCCAUUCGCAGAAUUUCAGAGGGGAGUUGGGCUUGAAUCGGAUCCAUUUGCAGAAUCACAAGGGGGAGUUGGCCUUGAUUCGGAUCCGUUCGCAGAAUCACAGGGGGGAGUUGGGCUUGAAUCGGAUCUUUUUGCAGAAUCACAAGGGGGAGUUGAGGUUGAAUUGGAUCCAUUUGCAGAAUCACAAGGGGGAGUUGGACUUGAAUCGGAUCUUUUUGCAGAAUCACAGGGGGGAGUUGAGGUUGAAUCAGAUCCUUUUGCAGAAUUUCACGGGGGAGUUGGGAUUGAAUCAGAUCCAUUUCCAGAAUCAGAGGGGAGAGUUGGGUUUGAAUCAGAUCCAUUUCCAGAAUCACAGGGGGGAGUUGGGAUUGAAUUAGAUCCAUUUCCAGAAUCAGAGGGGAGAGUUGGGUUUGAAUCAGAUCCGUUUGCAGAAUCACAGGGGGGAGUUGGGUUUGAAUCAGAUCCGUUUGCAGAAUUUCAUGGGGGAGUGGGGUUUGAAUCAGAUCCAUUUGCAGAAUCACAGGGGGGAGUUGGUCUUGAAUCUGAAACAUUUGCUAAAAGCCAUUUUAGAGACAACAAGGGUGGAUUUGGGUUUGAUCCAUUUGCUGGUAAUUUAGGGAACUGUGGGGUUGUGGAUAGUGGAAAAAGUGGGUGGGAUUCAGACCCUUUUGCCAACAGCUAUUCAACAGCAUCCUCAGGACCCGAAGAGCCGUUGUCCAACACCUUGGUCUUUAGCGACAGCCACGGCUUCAACUCUACUGUCACUCAACCAAACUACAUCUGUGGAACUGCAGCAGAGGGAUAUAAAGAAGUUAACAAGCCCAGAAAUCACAAAGAACCAGAAAAUUCAGAUAUGUCCGAAGAUGAGGCUGCAAACCGGAGAUUGGGAAAGUUGUACCAAGAGCUAGAUACAGGAAAGGAAGAGGAUGCUGCUGCUCCAUCAUUUCUUCCAGAUUUUUCAAAAAUGAAUGAAGUUAAGAGUGAAUCAGUGGAAGUUCCCGAAGCCUCGCCAAAACAAGCAGCUGAUGAACAGAAUAAAACUUCAGACCCCCCUGCUGGAGGAGAACAGGGUGGGAGUCCAUCUAUUCCUAUUGGUGAAUGCACUGAACAUCAGCCUGUGGAAGCAAGAGUGGAGGAAGGUCCAGCUCCCCCUGCUGGGGAAACAAGAGGACAUGAAGCUCCUCCUGAUGUUAAAGAGGAAAAAGAAAAACCUUUUGACAAUCUGCAUGAGGAGAAUCCAGCUACAACAGCUGGAAGUCCAGAGAAAUCAGAGCCUCUUGAGGUUCCUCAGGUCGAUGAGACUGAAUCAUGUGGAGGGGAAACGGCUCCAUCGGAGAAGAUGCCCAUCCCCUCAGUAGUGAUUGAACCUGCCUCCAGUAAUGAAGGAGAUGAUGACCGGGAUGCUGACAUCAUCUCGCCUACCAUGGUCAGUGACAACGGUGUGACCGCUCAAAGCCACAUCCUCAAACACAUGAGUCCGUCAGGCGGAGGGUCAGGAUUUCCUGAUGACUUCCUUUACAAGGUUGAGACUAUGCAUGAUUUUGAGGCUGCAAACUCAGAUGAGCUUGAACUGAAAAGAGGAGAUGUGGUUCUGGUGGUUCCUACUGUUUCAGUGGAAGAUCAAGAAGCUGGCUGGCUGACAGGGAUAAAAGAAUCUGACUGGUUAAAUCUUGGAGUUGGAGCAAAAAGCGGACUUUUUCCAGAAAACUUUACUCAGCGCUUGGAGUAACAACCUUAUUCAGGAAAUAAAAAUUUAUCUCAUGAAAUAUGUAUGCAAGCUGCAAAAUCAGCACGUAGCUGAGCCUGCUCAGUUUCUGGAAAGUUAAACUGCAGCACUGUUUUUUGUUGGACAGCUACAAAAACAGACAUGACAACAACCUGUUUUCCCCACACCACUUUUUCAGCAUGAUGUGACUGUAGUACCCUCACUGAAUUAAAUGUUCCUUUCUCUUUAUCAAAAUAAUUUUAUUGAAAAUAAGCUCCUUAAAUGGAGUUAUAUAAAUUCUAACUUGUUACAAUUUUAAACUAUGUCUAAGGCAAACCAAAAUAAGAAAAAGAGAUGAGCUGUAGUUCCCUUGCAGCAUGUGUGUUGUAAUGAACAUUAAAAUGGUAGAACCCUUUGUGCAGUGAUGUAUUUAAGUGCUUUUGUGUGUAAUAUCAAAAUAAUGACCAUUUACCAUUGUCAUAGUUGUUGUGGAUCUUUAAUCACUGUCACCGUUUAGUACAUGUUGAUGGAUGUUUGGUUUAUGUGUGAUUAAAUAUCUAAAAUUGCGACAUAAAUUAUCUGAGGUUCUAUGAGAAUUAUUUCACUUCAAAGCAUGGAAAUUAGGUUAUUACUGUAAGAAUUACAAUCUAAACAAAACUUUGAGCCAGCAAAAACAUCUUGUGUUGAAGUGGAAAGAAGGAAAUAUCUACAAUUUGAUAUGCAAUGUUUGUAGUUCAUAAUGGCACAUAAAUACUGUAAUGUAGAUUCCUUAUAAAAAUUACAUGCUCAUUGUAUAUGUGUGUCUUGGACAAAACUAAUGUGUAAAAAUCAAAUAAACCAGAGUUUAUAAGUCAGAGUACUGAAUGAUGUGUUGCAAAUCUUUCUCCCAGAUACAGGACUCCUUUGAAAACAUAGACUGGGAUAUGUUCGAAGAGAAAGCUGACUUAGAAAGUUACACAUCAUCUGUCCUAUAUUCACUUCUGCACUAAUGUGUUCUGUGGUGCAAAUUUUGAUGUAUGCAUCUGAUCAUAUCUUGUCUAGGGGCAGCUGCAUUUUUCCUGUGUGAAAGAACUCAGAGUGAUUUACUAUUGUGUUCUGUUCACCCAGGGACUGGGUUGUACCAACUGUAUGCAACUCCUAUCUCCUGUAAGAAGAAUGUUGCUCAGAUUAAACAUACUCACUAAAAUUGCUCCUUGAUAA
This is a messenger RNA of Fundulus heteroclitus (mummichog), 3319 nucleotides long. Its product is annotated as amphiphysin-like. The record is from RefSeq and is a predicted model, not a curated record. The transcript is spliced from 9 exons. NCBI's taxonomy places the organism in Eukaryota, Metazoa, Chordata, Actinopteri, Cyprinodontiformes, Fundulidae. Bases 89 to 2143 code for a protein of 684 amino acids. Gene Ontology annotation, biological process: synaptic vesicle endocytosis. Gene Ontology annotation, molecular function: phospholipid binding; protein binding. Gene Ontology annotation, cellular component: synaptic vesicle; plasma membrane.